Molecule: messenger RNA, 1056 nt
Organism: Mollisia scopiformis
Lineage: Eukaryota; Fungi; Ascomycota; Leotiomycetes; Helotiales; Mollisiaceae
Exons: 2
Coding region: 1-1056 (351 amino acids)
Source: RefSeq, a predicted model, not a curated record
AUGAUCGUUUUCUCCAAAUAUCAUACUCAAGCUUCUAUUUUCAGAUCGAUCCCCGACUCGAGCGAGUUAUCCUCUAUACAUCAUUGGAACUGGACAUUCUGGCAACAGUUCGAUCCCACCAGAACACUCCCUAACGGACCCCGCUGGCUGGAUCUUGCAGGUUUUCGGCAGAAAGACGGGUUUGCCUGGGAACGGUUUCGAGAGUGGAAACAGAGAUGUCGUGGGAUCGGUGAGCGUCCUAGACAGGCUUGGCAUGGCAACUUUAAGCAAUUUUGGGAGACGGAGGAGAGUGAUUGGGAUACAGUGACGGGAUCUUGGACUGGAGAGUGGGUGAAAUAUACAGGCGAUUUGAACUUGACAGAUGUGCGAAAUGCCAAGCAUCGAGCAAGAGACCUUCUGGGGGAUGGAGGACAAGUCACAGUGCAAUUUCAUGAUAUGGUCGCCGUCGAAACGGAAGUCUUCAUCACCACAGACAUGGAGUCUGAACUUGGUUAUUAUGGCGAAAUCUCACCCAACAGAGGGGUGAGACUUGUUCGAGAAGUCUCUGCCAGUAUCGCAAUACGAGGUGAUAAUACCAGCAGCGAUGACGAUGUCACAGUCAACGUCUACGGUGUACAUUGGCCUCGGAUCGGGGCCCUCCUGAUGACAACCACCAGUGUGAACUUCGCUGGAAUCUUUGGACUACCGCAAUUAGGUUUAGAUUGGGAGUAUUUCGUCACAAGCCGCAAGUUACUUAAUGAGACAAUUGGGAAGACACCCGCAGGAAUCAAUGCCACUUUAAGUGAGUGGGCGGAUCCGAAAAAAACAUACCCAGGAGCCAAGAGUCGAACGUCGACUUGCCAGUAUGUUGUCUAUAUACAGAUGCAUCCGUUCGAGAAACGGAAUAUGAGGAUUAAUAUCAGUGAGAUUCAUGGGGAUUAUAGAGAGUGUUGUUUUUAUGAUAAGGUUACUCAGCUGGGGGAAACGGAGUCUCCAAUGUCUGUUGCUGUCUUUUCGCCGGAUUGUGGGGUUUAUUAUGGAGACGAAGGGGCAGAGGUUGUCUUACUCGUGGAUUAA